AUUAGCGACCGCACCAUGCCAGUUGGCCUUCCUCCGACCGCCCCGUCCACCACGGCGAUACCGCUCCACCUACGUGCGCUCGCCGUAGGCGCACAUGAUCAGAUCGUCUUCCCUCUUUAUAAGUACCGUUGUGGAGCGAGGGCUCUGAGUUCCCUCAGUCGCCGGACAACGAUGGAAGCCACCACCUAUCAAUCAGCCGACGAUCAGCUUCGAACGGACUUCCUCCAGAUCCUGCGAAGCCGGAGGCGGAAGCCUGACGUUUCUCUAUCCGUUGAACUUGGGGGGCCGGUGAUGGAUCCGAUGUAUCAGGCGGCGAUAUAUCCAGGUUCGAGGGAGGUAAUGGAAGCUUGUCAUAGAGAGAACCUCGAUGGCUUCAAGGAUAGAGUGAUCGAGGAGAAUAUUUAUCUAACAGUUGAGGAAGGUGAGCAAGGUCGUCUCCCUGUAUUGAUUCUGAGCUUGAAGGAUAAUACAACACAGAGAAAGCCAGCUAUUGUAAUUUUACAUAGCUCUUAUAAGUGCAAGGAAUGGUUGCGGCCAUUACUUGAGGCAUAUGCUUCAAGAGGAUAUGUGGCUGUUGCUAUUGAUUCUCGCUACCAUGGAGAAAGAGCUAGCAACACAACAGCAUACAAAGAUGCUCUGGUUUCAGCAUGGAAAAAUGGUGAUACAAUGCCUUUCAUCUAUGAUACAGUCUGGGACUUAAUAAAAUUAGCAGAGUAUUUAGUACAAAGGGAAGAUGUUGAUCCUGUUCGAAUUGGAAUUACUGGUGAAUCACUUGGAGGCAUGCAUGCAUGGUUUGCUGCAGCAGCUGAUGAAAGGUACUCUGUGGUAGUCCCUAUAAUCGGGGUUCAGGGUUUCAGAUGGGCUUUAGAUAAUGAUAAGUGGCAUGCUCGAGCAGAUAGCAUAAAACCUGUCUUCGAAGCGGCUUGCAAGGAUUUAGGAAAAGAUGAAAUUGAUAAAGAAGUUGUGGAGAAGGUGUGGGAGAGAAUUGCUCCAGGUCUAGCCUCCCAGUUCGACGCACCUUAUACGGUUCCUUCUAUUGCACCAAGGCCCCUGCUAAUCUUGAAUGGUGCAGAAGAUCCUCGCUGCCCUCUUUCCGGUUUAGAUGUUUCGAUAGCAAAGGUAAAUGACAUCUACGAAGAAGCCAACUGCAAAGAAAAAUUCAAGUUUAUACCCGAAGCUGGAGUAGGGCACUAUAUGACCGUGUCGAUGGUGGAAGAAGCAAGCCUCUGGUUUGACAAGUUCCUUAAAUAAUUACCCUGAUAUUUACAUAUGUGUUUGUUAUCAUGUAAAACGAUUAAUCAAAUCAACGGUGCAACUUAAAAAUACCUUGAAAAUUUAUUUAAUUCUGCGUUCCAUA
This is a messenger RNA of Zingiber officinale, 1357 nucleotides long. RefSeq lists its product as uncharacterized. The coding region runs from base 16 to 1251 and encodes 411 amino acids. The transcript is spliced from 13 exons. Gene Ontology annotation, molecular function: serine-type peptidase activity. Gene Ontology annotation, biological process: proteolysis. NCBI's taxonomy places the organism in Eukaryota, Viridiplantae, Streptophyta, Magnoliopsida, Zingiberales, Zingiberaceae. The record is from RefSeq and is a predicted model, not a curated record.